Onychostoma macrolepis is the source of this 4112-nucleotide messenger RNA. Its product is annotated as crystal protein. Bases 1941 to 3674 code for a protein of 577 amino acids. NCBI's taxonomy places the organism in Eukaryota, Metazoa, Chordata, Actinopteri, Cypriniformes, Cyprinidae. The record is from RefSeq and is a predicted model, not a curated record. Gene Ontology annotation, molecular function: cholinesterase activity. The transcript is spliced from 9 exons.
UGCGUGCCUACUGACUGGCUUUAAUGCACAUGUCCAGGUUCAUUCAUUUCCGGAUGUUUGAAAUGGCUGGAUUUGAGAUUCGAUGGCAGUUAAGGAACAUUUACUUACUUGUGUUUUCUUAAAAAUGUUACAACUUAUCAGAUAACAUCUGUCCUGGCAGAAAAUUACCACCUUUUCCAUUUUUCCACACAUUUUUUAGCUGGUCAACAAGUGCAGGUACAAACUAACAACAAUGUGUUAUCAUAAAUGAACAAUUAUUAUUGAACAUUUGCAGCUAGCAACUUAAUGAUACGUGUACUGGACACCUCUUUUUAUGUAAUUUAGAAGGAAAAUGUGUCUUUAUCAUUUGCUAAAAGUUGCCAAAUACAUUUUAAGUGGGCAGGGUCCACACAUAGGGACGCUUUUUGGCCUUUAUCACAGACAGCUUGUUGUCACAUUAGUAUAGCGUAAAGGAAUAUUUAUUGAUGUCAUUUGAAUGUUGUAUAAACAAAUAAUGAGGAGAUUUGAUAUCAAAAGGGGAAUAUGUCGGGGAGACCCAGUCAAACCGCUUCUUUUCUUGCUUGCUGGUGAAUUACUAGCACCCUAUAUAAAGAAUAAUUAAAGUAUAAAACCAUUAGAUGUUUUGGGUAGAUCCUUGGUAAUUACACAACUAGCGGACGAUACAACCUUAUUUUUUGAAGGACUCUAAUCAAAUACCUAAUGCCUUAAAAGCUGUAUCUUUUUGCGCAGAUGCUUCAGGGUUGCAUUUAAAUUUGAAUAAAAAAAGAGAUUUUGACACUUCAUAAUAACAGACAAAAUGUCAUUUAUAAUAUCAAAAUUAAGAUUCAUUAGUGGUGCCAAGACAGGUGUUUGCUUAAUAGCAAAUAAACUGAAUUCAUUAUGAUUUUAUUUGGAAUAAAAAAACGAAAAGGUCAUAUGGUAAAGUUAACGGAGGAAGGAGGGUUGAAUGUAAUUGAUUUUGGAGUAAUGAAUAGGGUUAUUAAGUAAAGAUGGUUACAAAUGUUUGUAAGAGAUGAACAGUCUUCAUUGUUUAGUGUUUCUGUUCAUCUUUUCCAAAGAGUUGGAGGAAUUUCCUUUCUUUUAAUGAUGUGAUUUUGACCCAUCAGCACUGCCUUUUAAGUUAUCUGAUUUUCAUGUAUUGGAAAAUGUUGUGCAAGCAUAGUUUUACUCCACAUGAUGUUGUAAUUUGGAAUAACAGGUGUAUUUUACAUAAGAGGAAAUCUUUAUUUUAUGAAAACUGGUUUGACAAAGGAGUUUGGAAUUUAAUGCAUUAAAUGGAUGAAGAGUGUAAUAUGUUAUGAUCAUUUUAAGAUAAAAUUUUCAUAUAGACAAUUUUCUUUAGUUGUCAAAUCUAUUCCUGUAGCUUUGAGGAAUUUAAUUAAAGGUAUUUACAAUAUUCUUCUGUAAUACCUACAUUGGUUGAUUUGUUUAUUGACAAUUAUAAUUUCUUGGAUGUUAGUUAAUUAUUAGUUGUUGUUAUUUUAAUGACUGCUAUACACUGAUGGUUGUGAUUAAGUUACUGCAAUCAUAGUGUCAUGACUUACUAAUAAUAUUAGAAAUACUGUAAUAAGCUAUUCCUAAAGCGCAUUAUUGUUUUUGUUUUGUUUUUUUGCAUGUACCAUGGUAUUAUUUAUAGAAACUUAGAGUGCCACAUAAAUGCCACAUUAUUAAAUCAGAAAUUAGUUCAUAACUUUGUGUCUAAGAGGGCAAAUCACUGAUUCAACUUGUAGUAUCAAGACCAAGGGAAUGAAUGUGAUUUAAUUUUCUAAAGUACAGACAGUCUGCUUGUCAUUACACACACACACACAGAGUCCCAGUGUGCAGCAUAAUAAGAGUCACAAGUGCUGAAGCAGCUCAAACUGAGCAAUCGUCCAUCCAGUUUCGGACCAGCAUGCAUCAGUCCAUCCCGACCGGAGCGAAGUGAAGCAGCAGGAGUAAAUAUGCAUGUUUUGGGUCUGUUUAUGGUGGCGUCUGUGUUCACCAGCACUGGAUCUGCAUCAGAUGAUCAGAUGGAGCUGGCAGCUUUCCUGCGCAGCGUCUCUCCAGCAGCACUGAUCCGAGAUCAGCCGCUCACCGGCCCACAGACUUCAGCUGCUGCCGGACCCAAACUGCUGACUAAAGACGGGCUCAUCCAGGGCCUGACGCUGGACAAGUGCUAUGUGUUUUAUGGGAUCCCGUUCGCUGAUCCUCCUGUGGCGGCGUCCCGCUGGAAAGCGCCCCGUCCCGUCACGCCCUGGAGAGGGGUGUACGACGCCACCUAUCCCAGAGCGGCGUGCAUGCAGGCCUGCAUCGGACCCAUCGCUGACAGGUGUCCCAAGAAGGUGAGUGAGGACUGUCUGUACUUGAACGUCUUCGUUCCUCUGAGCGUGGAUCUGGCGGCUCCGCUGCUGACGCCGCUUCCGGUGAUGCUGUGGAUCCACGGCGGGGAUUUCAUCGCGGGCUCCGCCUCCAAACCGCUCUACGACGGCCGUUACAUCAGCAACUUCACGCAGACGCUGGUCGUGAGCGUCGCCUACCGCCUGGGCGCCUUCGGCUUUCUAGUGUCAGGAAAAGACCCGCGGACUUCCGCCGCGGGGAAUUAUGGGAUUCUGGAUCAGCAGGCGGCGCUGCUCUGGGUCCAGCAGAACAUCGCGGUGUUUGGAGGAGACCCGACCAGGGUGACUCUGUUCGGCGAGAGCGCCGGCGCUCAGUCGGUCAGUCUUCAUCUGAUGAUCCAGAGCAGUAAACCGCUCUUCAGACAAGCUGUUUUCCAGAGUUUACCCUUCUCCAUCCCUCUGAAAACACGGCACGAGUCUCUGAAGCUCGGGAAGAACUUCGCUAAAUCAGCCAACUGCUCAGUUCUGGACCUGACGUGUCUUCAGUCUCUGAGUCCUCAGGAGGUGCUCAACGCACAGAUCAAAUCCAGCUCAAAGGUGGUGAAUCCCUUCCGCUUUCUGGAGCAGUUUGAGAGCUGGGGGCCGUAUGUGGACGGAGAGCUGAUCAGAGAGCAGGCGGUCAGCGCCUUCCUGAAGGGACACUGGCAGAAGGAUAAGCCCGUGCUGCUCGGGACCACCUCAGAGGAAGGAGUGAUCUUUGUGUACGGCGUCUUCAUGAAGCCCGUGUCAGCGGUUGAGUGCACCGUCUACACCACGGCCAUCUUCAAACACCAUGCCAUCAAAAUCCUGCGUAAAUACCUGCCGCUGUACAGCGACGCAGACCGCAGGGACAUGCUGGCACAGAUCGUGACUGACUACAUCUUCCUGUGUCCGUCGCGGAGGUCGGCUCGCGCCGGCGUGGCGUCUGGCAGCUCGGUGUGGAUGUACGUGUUCGAUCACGUGGCGAGCGAUCCUGCCGUGUGGUCGGGUUUGACGUUCUGUUACCGUCACGCGUGUCACGGCGCAGAGCUGCCCUUCGUGUUCGACUCGGCGCCGGUGGCGAACCUCAGCAUGACUCCGGCGGAGCGGCUGCUGUCCAAUCGGAUGCUGUGUUACUGGGGAGCGUUCGCUCACACCGGUGACCCCGGAUCUCACGCCGACUCCAGCGUGUUUUGCCGACAGCAGCGUCCGCCGGCGUGGCCGCGCUACGCGACUAACAGCGGCUGGCUAUUCAUGAACCUCACGCUGCAUUCACACGCGCAGACCGGAUCACGCGACGACAUCUGCGACUUCUGGGACGCGCUGGGAAUCUAUCCAUAGAAAAAACUGAAAAACACGAGCGCUGGUUCAUUUCUCAUAUAUUUCUCAUGGACUGACUGUAUUUGUGUAUUGUUUUUCAGUGUAAAUACCUAAAGAUUCUUAAAAGUGCGGUCAAAAGAUUAAUCGCGAUUAAUCGCAUCAAUAAUAAAAGUUUUUGUUCACAAAAUGUGUGUGUGUGCGGUGUAUAUUUAUUAUUUAUAAAUAUAUACACAUACAGUAUAUACUUUGAAAAUAUUUAGAUUUAUAUUAGUGCUGUCAGACGAUUAAUCGCGAUUAAUCGCAUCCAAAAAAAAUUUGUUUACAUAAUGUGUGUGUGUACUGUAUAUUUAUUAUUUAUAUAUAAAUACACACACAUGCAUGUAUAUGUUUAAGAAAAAUGUUAUGUGUAUAUAUAUUAUAUAUAUAUAUAUAUAUAUAUUAAUUAUAUGAACAAAUAUA